GCAAACAAGGUCAGGUGAGUCAUUCCUGCCAAAGAAAAUAAUCACUGGAUUUGCAGGUCUGAACUUUUUUCACUUUGUGAUCAAACAGUAUAACUUCCGUACGACAGUAAAGGAAAACCCACAGCAGAGAAACAAAUGAAACAGGAUUAUUUUAAAAUGAAAUUCUGGUUUAUUGUUGGCACUCUAUUAGUUGUGUGUGGUGCGAUGGAUGCCGGUACAUCUAAACAUGGAACGGAGUCAGUGUUAGAGACGGAUGAAUUGAAGUCAGUGUCGGUGAUGGAGGGAGAUUCUGUCACUCUACCCACUGGUGUUACUGAAAUACAGAGAGAGGAUCAGAUACUGUGGAUGUUUGGACCUCAUAAGACUCGUAUAGCUCUAAUCUAUAAGCAUGACAUUGAUAUGCGUCACAGUAAUGAGACAUUUGGAGACAAACUGCAGUUGGAUGAUCAGACUGGAUCUCUCACCAUCAGAAACAUCAGAAUCAAACACUCUGGACUUUAUAAACUACAGAUCUUCAGUAACAGAGGAAACUCAAACAAAACAUUUAAUGUUACUGUGCAUGCUCGUCUUCCCGUUCCCAUCAUCACCAGAAACUCAUCUGAAAGUUCAUCUAAAUGUGUGUUGGUGUGUUCAGUGGUGAAUGUGACACAUGUGACUCUCUCCUGGUACAAAGGAAACAGUUCAUUUUCCAACAUCAGUGUGUCUGAUCUCAACAGCAGUCUCUCUCUGGACGUGGAAUAUCAGGAGAACAACAUCUACAGCUGUGUGGUCAACAAUCCCAUCAGAAAUCAGACUAAAUAUCUCAACAUUACUGAAGUCUCUCAGAUGUGUUCAGUUUCAAGCCUGCAUUCAUAUUUAACACCAGUGAUAAUUGCUGGUGUGCUGUUGUGCAUAUUUUGCAUAGGUGUGAUGUAUCGUUGCCACAGGAGCAGUAAAAGACAGCAAGUUGUGUGACUCUCCCCUGUUAUCCCUUCACUGUCUGUCCCAGAGCCACAGGGAGAAAGUACCAGAACUGGAUUCCUUAUCCACCACUGAGCCGUAGACCAGGUUUUCCAAGUCCAUCACCCCGCCAGAGUCCUGAUUCACUAUAUCUAUAUCAUAGUCAUAUGAUUCACACUCAAUCACUAUGUGCUACACAGAAGGGUUUAACCGUUGCGUGCACUUACUCCGCAUUUACUUCAGCAUCUCCCGCUGAACGCCUUCUCGAGAACGUCGACGUGAGAGAAUACGUUCUCGAGAGCGUCGACGUGAGAGAAUACGUUCGCGCAAAUGACACCCUAAAAGAAUACCUUGCCACCCCUGCUGCCACCCCAGUUGGCAGUAAAGAUUUUCUGCCAACUGGGCGAGAGAGAACGUCGACGUGAGAGAACGUCAGCGUGAGAGAACGACGACGUGAGAGAACGUCAGCGUGAGAGAACGACGACGUGAGAGAACGAGAGAACGUCGACGUGAGAGAACGAGAGAACGUCGACGUGAGAGAACGAGAGAACGUCGACAUGAGAGAAUAUGUUAUAUAUGUAAUAUAAAAUAAAUAAAAAUACAAAUAAUUUUUUAAAAAGUGUGUCGAUUCAUUCAAAUGUUCUAACCAGCGUAAUCAUUAAUGAUAAGAUCUGUGACCAAUUGAAGAUCGAAUAUUCCCAAACUUACCUCCUGGCUCAAUAUAUAAAUAGAUCAUUCAAAGCUUUUGAUGUUGCGGGAAAGUGGAGUAGAUGGUAUGUUUAAAAAUUUUGAAUACACCAUUAUUUGUUAUUUGUGAUUUAUUAUUAUAUAUAUAUAUAUAUAUAUAUAUAUAUAUAUAUAUAUAUAUAUAUAUAUAUAUAUAUAUAUAUAUAUAUAUAGUAUAUAUAUAAAUACAAGAGCAUGAAAUCAUAUCCUUCAUUUUCUGCUCAAAGUCUAGUGCCCGCAUAUUCAUUAUAAGCGGGAGGUGCCCGACCACGCAACGCAACGCCAUACCACGAUUACGCCACUUCUGAUGUGUGCAUCUUGUACCUGUGUGGAUUUGUCAAGCGUAAAUCAGGCUUGACAGCCAUGAACCCAACACAGUUGUUGUUCUUUCAUUCUUGUUUGCCCUGUCCUUUAUCAGGCAUUAUAUAUUUCUCGACCAACAAUGGUGAGUCUCAUUCCAUCAGAGUGUAUUCAGUGUCAUCACAAAUUACUUUUCUCAAAGUCUAGUCAUGUUUUGUGUUUCAAUGUAAAGCAAAUUACCAUUAGUUUAACAAUGUAUCUGAUCUUCUGCAGAUGGCUAUCCUGUCAAGUGCCCCGUCACCUGGGGGUUUUCUUUUUCUGUUCUUUUUUUUACAGGAUUCUUAUGAAUUGAAUCUGAGGAUUGACUGUGUCCAUCCCUGUUAAAAUAAAAUGUUGUAGGACACAGAUGAAACGUUCAACCCAACAAUUGAGAUGAACUUUCAAAGGCAGUCACUGAGGGAUACUAGGACAUGGUCAAGACAGUCCAGUUUUAUCACGGACUUGCAAUAAAGUUCAUGAUACUCUUUUGAUAUCAUGGUUAAUCUCUGGAGAAUGAGCUGAUUCAUCUCAACCACAGCUUCAGAAAACAACAACAGCUUCUACUGCCUGCAAAUGUCAAGCUAGGAUCUCGUCUAGACUUCUUCUGUCUUGGAUCAAAUUCUUGAGUUUGUAGCACACCUGCAUUAUAACUCAAGUUUAAUGAAACACGUUAAUUAUUUCGGUGUUAUUCAUGUUUUAUCAGUAUUAACUGUGCGUCAUUGUGAAUAUAAAUAUGUGUGUGUACAAAGAAACAAACUACCUCAUUUUCAUCCUGACAAGCCUCAAGUGAAAAUCGUUACGGCUGUUUUGUGUAACUGUAUUGUUGUUAUUAUAUAAGGUUCAGUAUUUUCACGCUUAUUGUCCAUUUCAAUGGAUUUAUCGAGCACUAAAAGGAGUUCACAGUUUAAUAACACUCGUGUACAAACUAGUUUUCCUGUUAACAGGACAUUUUCCAAGUGUUCAGACAUGAGAGUAUUUGCACAUAUUAUAAAUAUUUUGUCAGUAUUAUGAAUUCUGUAUGGCUGGAAUACAUCUGGUCAAUAUAACAUUUGUGUAUGUUUGCACAUUUUAAACAUGUGCCAGCCCGAGGAGGAGGGCUUCCCCAGCUGAGUCUUGGUUCCUCCCAAGGUUUCUUCCUUUUUUACUUCUUAGGGAGUUUUUCCUUGCCACUGUCAGCCUUUGGCUUGCUCACUGGGGGGCAUUUUAAGGCACUGUUUUUUGUAAAGCUGCUUUGAAAUAAUAUACACUGGGGGCCAAAAGUUUGGAAUAAUGUACAGAUUUUGCUCUUUUGGAAAGAAAUUGGUACUUUAAUUCACUAAAGUGGCAUUCAGCUGAUCACAAUGGAUAGUCAGGACAUUACUGAUGUAAAAAACAGCACCAUCACUAUUUGAAAAAGUCAUUUUUGAUCAAAUCUCGACAGCAGCGUCACUCCAACAGUUUAUCCUGCUGAGUAAUCAUGCUAAAUUGAUCAUUUGGUGCUAGAAAAUCACUUGCUAUUAUAUCAAACAAAGCUGAAAGAUGUUUUGCUAUGUUCCUCUGCUCUCCUUGCCCCUUGUGCCCCCUUGAACUGCCUGUUUGCCCCUUGUGCCCCCCUAAACCACCCUUGUCCCCUACACUCCAUGGACAAUUUGCUUUUUGUUGUUUGUUUUUGUUGAGCGUCUGGAAUCCGCUCCUUAAAGGGGGGCUCUGUUAUAUAUUCCCUGUCUUUGCCUAGACUUUUAUGUUGAAUCUUGUUUAGUCCCUGUGUCCUGUUCAUUUUUGUAGUCCUUUGUAGUUUCAUUUUAUGACUGAGUUUCCCUUGAUAAUUUCCCCAGGUGUUCCUCAUUCCCUGAUUGUCUCCCAGGUGUUCCUUGUUUUCCUUUGUAUAUUUACGCCCUUGUACGCCCUGGUUAGUCUGUCAGUCUUUGCAUGUAUUGUUGGAUGCUCUGUGCCUGGUUCCUUGUGUUUUGUCUUCAUUAUAUUCGAGUUAGUUUUUUUUUUUUAUUCUUCUGUAAAUAAAGCUGCGUUUAGAUCCUCAUUCUUUGCCUGCCUUGUCAAAGAAACACAGACAUUGUUAUACAGAUAAUUGGAAAAGAGUGUUAUGGAUCUGAACCCCAUUGAGCUUUUGUGGGAUCAGUUAGACUGUAAGGUGUGUGAGAAGUGCCCAACAAGACAGUCACAUCUAUGGCAAGUGCUACAGGAAGUGUGGGGUGAAAUGUCACCUGUGUAUAUGGACAAACUGAAAGCUGGAAUAACAAGGAUCUGCAAAGCUGUCGUUGCUGCACUUGGAGGAUUUUUUGAUGAGAACUCUUUGAAGUAGUUUAAGAAGUUAUUAAAUGUUUUUCAAAUUGUAGUAGUCAUUUUUCACAUUAUUAAUGUCCUGACUAUACGUUGGGAUCAGUUGAAUGCCACUUUGGUCAAAAGUACCAAUUUCUUUCCAUAAGAGCAAAAUCUGAAAAUUAUUCCAAACUUUUGGCCCCUAGAGUAUUUUGUCAAAAGUGUUCUGAAAUUGCACUGAA
Xyrauchen texanus (razorback sucker) is the source of this 4502-nucleotide messenger RNA. Its product is annotated as SLAM family member 6-like. The transcript is spliced from 6 exons. Bases 136 to 954 code for a protein of 272 amino acids. The record is from RefSeq and is a predicted model, not a curated record. Lineage: Eukaryota; Metazoa; Chordata; Actinopteri; Cypriniformes; Catostomidae.